Prunus mume (Japanese apricot) is the source of this 1682-nucleotide messenger RNA. Its product is annotated as pectin acetylesterase 5-like. The record is from RefSeq and is a predicted model, not a curated record. NCBI's taxonomy places the organism in Eukaryota, Viridiplantae, Streptophyta, Magnoliopsida, Rosales, Rosaceae. Gene Ontology annotation, molecular function: hydrolase activity.
AUGUUGUUGUCUUGUUGAAGAUUGGGAAUUGGUGUUUUAAGUGUCCAGUUGACUCCGCGAGUACAAAGCAGAGCCAAUUGAUGGUAGGGUCAAUGGCAAAUCCUAGGCUUCGCAGCCUGCUCUGGUGGAGACGGUGGGCCAAGAAGGACUGGGCAAUCGCAGCCGUCGGAUUUACCGUUGUUGCCUUCGCUCUCACUCUCCUCUCCAACUCUUGGCGCGAUGAACCAGACUCCGAAAUCACCCGCCCAUUUCAUCCCAUCACCACCUCCGAUUUGGUCGAAUUAACCUUGUUGCAAAACGCUAAAGCUAGAGGCGCCCUAUGUUUAGAUGGAAGUGCGCCUGGCUACCAUUUGAAAAAGGGCUUUGGAUCAGGAGCUAACAAUUGGCUACUUCACAUUGAGGGUGGAGGUUGGUGCAAUACAAUAGAAUCUUGUUCAUGGCGUAAAGGGACCUCAUUAGGAUCUUCCAAAUACAUGGACCAUAAAGUUCCCUUUUCUGGGAUUUUAAGUUCCCACCCAUCAGAAAAUCCUGAGUUCUUUAACUGGAACAAAGUCAAAAUCCGGUACUGUGAUGGCGCAUCCUUAGCUGGCCACCCAGAAAACGAGCUGAAGAAUGGAUCAGCACCUUUCUUUAGGGGCCAGCUCAUCUGGGAAGCAGUUAUGGAUGAACUCUUGUCAGUUGGCUUGUCAAAAGCCAAACAGGCCCUUCUUUCGGGAUGCUCUGCUGGUGGGUUGGCGACUCUUAUACAUUGUGAUGACUUUCGACGCCUUUUGCCUAGGGAUGCAACUGUCAAAUGUCUUGCUGAUGCAGGUUUUUUUCUUGAUGAGAAAGAUGUUCUCCAACAUCGGACCAUGAGAGCUUUCUAUCAUGAUGUUGUCAUCCUUCAGGGUUUAGCAAAAAGUUUGCACAAGGAUUGUGUUACAAGAAUGGAACCCUCUAAGUGUCUCUUUCCUGAAGAAAUUAUUAAAAACAUUAACACCCCAGUGUUCCUAGUCAACCCAGCUUACGAUUUUUGGCAGAUACAACAUAUCUUGAUACCUGAAGCAUCAGAUCCACAUGGCUAUUGGCAAAAGUGCAAAUUGAACAUUCACAAUUGCAAUCCUAGCCGGCUUGAAAUACUACAAGGGUUCCGCGGUUCGAUGCUGAAGGCGCUGAAUGAAUUCCAAAAAAAAAAGGAGGGAGGAAUGUUUAUAAAUUCAUGUUUUAUUCAUUGCCAGACGUGGAUAACUGAGACAUGGCAUUCACCAAGUUCUCCACGAAUAAACAAAAAGACAAUUGCAGAGUCUGUGGGCAAUUGGUACUUUAGUCGGAAUGUCGUAAAGCAAAUCGACUGCCCAUUUCCAUGCAAUCCCACCUGCUAUCAUAUGAAUUUCACUGUUUUCUCACGAGGUUGAUUGAACUUAGAAUGCCUCCAACGUUUUAGUGUGUUUUUCCUUGUAGACACUGAGAAUGAAGAUGUGUAGAAGAAGAAAAGAAAAAAGAAACAGUUUUAUAUUACAUAGCAGGAUCACUUCUUUACCUAGAGGAGAAACACAUUCUGUAAUUUUCUUUUUUAAAAUCUUGGAGUCCAUAUUAACCAGUUCAAAGGCCUUUUCCUUUCAAUAUAGCGAUUUCAAUGUAGGGAUCGAUAUGAAACAGCUUUGUGAUGUAAUUAAGCGCGCCGUGGAUAUCUUUUGUACCUU